AUGGAAGCAUAGUUUGCAGAUUCAUCUGCAAAGCUUACUGAGAAAGUGAAAAUGGAGUGCAUAUAUAUUAAAAAAAAAGCUGUGAUAAUCCAGACAUCCUGGAUGAAACUUAAUGUAACUCUUAGAAAAAAUACAGCUGUCUUGAGUCCAAUCUAUGGCAUACAUAUCUAAGACAAAUACAAUGGAAGAAUUUAUUUUGAAAAAAUGCCCUUCAUCAAGAGCACUUUGGAAGAUGAUGGUCUCCAUUAUAACAAAACUUUCUCCAUUCUAACUAAUCCAGAUGGAAUUUUGAAAAAGGUAAUAGAAACUACUCAUUCAACAGAUGCUUUUGAAGUGUCUGAGAAACAAAAUAAUCCCAUAUUUACCAAGCAAGGAUGAAAUGUUGCUUACUGCCCUGAUAAAAUUGGAGAUUCAUUGCAGCGAGUGAUUUGGGAAAGGAUUAAAGCAGAUUGGGUAGAUUUUGUCAUUCUGUGCAACUCAUCAGGAAAGCAAAGCUUUGGUUUAGAUUUCAAAGAAUGUACACCAGUGGAUUGUUCUGAUCAGGAAAACUCCAGGAUUGUCUUUCAAAACAUUACAGCCUCUGACUUUGUGAUGUACUUCCAUGGACAGUGGCUUCAUUGCCUGCCUGGGCAGAUUGCUUCAAUGUCUGACCACCUUUUCCUGGUGUCCAACCAGAACAUCCCUGAAGGGCUAAAGAACCCCAGUUCCUUCAGCUGCUCCUCAUAUGACUUACAAGAAGGAGAUGCUUUGGAAGGGGAGCCUGAGCUUGCAGGAGGAGAUGGGCAUUCUCCCAGAGAAGGCUCAAGGAGAAUUCCCCAUCAGCACAUUGUACUGCAGGGCCUUGGGGAUGAGACCUGUCCUCCCACAAAGGCAAAGAGCACACUCACAGCCAUAUUUCUCAUGUGGAAAUUUGUGAACUGGGCUCCACCUUAUUCAGCAGCUUGGGAUCACAAAUGGUUUAUUACCUAUCUAGCUGAAAGGAUUUCUGCUGCUAUUUUGGUGUUAGAUUUCCUACUGAUCUGCUGCAUCACCACUGCUUAUCACAAAAAAGAAAAAAAGAGGAGGAUCACAGAUGCUUUAUCAAAACCUCCUAACAGUUAUGGAAGAUCCAAUUUUCAUGGCAUACAGAGCAGAGAAAGAAGAGAAGAAUCAUCACUCAGGCAGACAGAGGAGAUUUAUGUCAACUGCAAAAAUGUCUCACACAAACAUAAGAAAAGAUCAUUAAGUUCUUUCUUAAGAAUGAAGCAAUCAAAGCACAGGCCUUUUAUUUACAGAAUAGACUUUAUUUUCUCUGUGCUGGCGAGAAGUGUAAGGUCAAACUGGCUGUGCUGGUACUGCCUGAACUGCUUCAGCAGGACAGUGAUGAGACUCUGGCUGUGAUGGUGUUGUAUUGCAGACUGCAGAGUUACCCUAUCCCUUAAUUCAUAUGCAGGAUUAGAGACUAUUUGUCCUUCUGCAAUAGAAACACUUUUUCCUAGUAGGUGGACUCUUAAGGAUCAAUUGUAGAACAGCUCUAAUAUGCAGAAUGGAGCUGCAUAUGUUUACAUAAAGUUAAUUUGGUCUGAGAAAUCUAUGUGUAUGAGAAGCCUAUGUGACAGGGUGAGAAAGAAAAUGUGUUUGAUGUUGUCUAUGUUCAUAGUUUUUGCAUCUCAAAUUGGGAGCUCUAUGGAAUAAUAAAUACCCAUGAUUUUCCACACAGGAGGUGUUAUUUUGCUGCUGGGCAAACAGCGCUAUUCAGCUGACAAAAGCAAAUGUAUCAGGGCUCCUUGAACCUAGAUUUAAAAGUAUGAACAGCAGCUUGGUAUCUGACAGCUUUGUGGUUUUACAGCCUUCUUGCCACUCACCAUAGCA
Messenger RNA from Zonotrichia albicollis (white-throated sparrow), 1851 nucleotides. RefSeq lists its product as uncharacterized. Lineage: Eukaryota; Metazoa; Chordata; Aves; Passeriformes; Passerellidae. Gene Ontology annotation, cellular component: external side of plasma membrane. The record is from RefSeq and is a predicted model, not a curated record. Gene Ontology annotation, biological process: positive regulation of immunoglobulin mediated immune response; cytokine production; positive regulation of natural killer cell cytokine production. Gene Ontology annotation, molecular function: cell adhesion molecule binding.